Molecule: messenger RNA, 6043 nt
Organism: Cuscuta europaea
Lineage: Eukaryota; Viridiplantae; Streptophyta; Magnoliopsida; Solanales; Convolvulaceae
Source: the annotation of a GenBank genome assembly
CUUCCCUACCAGCGUGAAAAAAUGAAGAAAGAGAUUCUCCUACUUCUCUCUACAAUUCCAGCGUAUUGACUUCCGAAAAUGGAAUUCCAGCAACACAAUCGCCGGAUUCCUUAUCCCGUAGAAUACGAACAUACUUUCUACACUCAUAAGCACCUCCCUGGUUUCAAUCAUCACCACCCGCACCGCAACCGGAGCAAAGCAAAUUACAGGGGAGUCAACUUCAAUUACGGGAAAGGCUUCUACCAUUCGCACAGGUAUAUUCCUACAUACUACAGCUCAAACGACAACUUCAAGUCAAGACGCUAUGACGAAAUUCACACAGGUAAUCGUUUUAACCCACACCCCUAUUCACGUCCGGAACUACUCACGUCAGCCAGUUCCUACUGGAGUCCUAACUAUCACAACAGGGCUAAUUGGGAUUUCCCAGUCCGCCCUGAAGCUCGUCCUAUUCGGGUUCAAGGUUACGUGCACCAGCGCCAGUCAGUCCGGCCACCUCCCACACUACCCCCUAAGAAAUUAGAGAAUUGGAGUUUGGUCAAAUACAGGGGGGGACGACAAUCCAACGACCCUGCCCAGCGAAUCCCGGGAUCCCUACCACCCAUCUCAGAGAACAAAAGGGAAUCUGGUUUUACUAAUCGCUACCUGUGUUUAAGAACCGACGAUGACUUCUGCACAUAAUCUGAGGUCGAUUUGGACUCUCUCAGUCCUAUUGACAAUCAGGUAGUUAGAAGGCACAAAAAUCAUAAGAAACUUGAGCGAGGAAUCGAGACAGCCAGACGAUAUCCAACAGUUUCAGACCACGGUGGACACAGCCGUAGGCCGGAAAACCCUUCGCCACCGUCACCCAUCACUUCGCCAGGCACAACAACUGUCAAGCCUACAACCGACACUCUGUGCGCUGUAGACAAUACCUCGACAAACACAGCCAUUUGCACAUGGGCCGAUCUGCUCAAGGGUCCUAUGGAGAAGACAAACGGCUCAAAUAAUGGCUCCUCUUCGACCACAAAAAUCCAAUCCACUGGACAGGCUGGAACGUCGGUUAAUAUUGAGCGACCAGGUACAUCCGUAAAUGGGAAUUUUGACGGUAAAGGAAAGGUCUUAACGGAUAAAGACCAUUUUGAUACACUUGCACUGCUAAACGCAACGGAAAAAUACUCUUUCUACAUCCUUUAAAUUUGCAAUGAAAAAUGGAGAUUUGGUCUUCUUUCAAAUUAAAAGAUCUCUUAUGCAUAAAAUACACAUCAAAGUCGACCUUGUCCCGCAAAUCAUCCGGUUCAUCUACCAGCUUACAACCCCUGCUCAGAAUAAUUCUGAGAAAAUAAAGAAAUUUGGAGAUCUCACUAUCUCUGUGGAAUUUAACAGAUCGGGCUACAACGUAAAAAUGGCGAAAUUUAAAGGGAGCUUCAUCCGGAUACCCAUGGGACCCCAAAAUUCUAGCCUAUUCAAAUUCCUUAAUAUCUUUUCUAAUUUUGCAGGCAUCCCAAACUCUAUGCCCGAUGAAUCAAUAUUUCUCCAACACAGGUGCGUAUUAGAACCUGAGGAUCACACAUCCAUAUCUAAACUGAUUUUUAAUUAUCAGAUCCAGGCGGCAGGAAAUAAGAAUAAUCAGGUCUUCCACGACAGGAAAAAACCCGAGCUGCCAUUGAUCCAAGCUUUCUCAGAUGCAUCUGAUGAUUUUUACCAUUCAGAUGACUCACUAUUUACCGAUGAUUUCUUGGGACAUGCAACCAAGAGCGAUCGCCGUCCUCCUAUUUCAUACCCGGAAGAAAUUAGGAAAUCAAAAUUCAAUACUGCGAUCUGCUGGAAAACUAAUUUCAUCACCUCAGAAAAUUAUAUGCCGACUGAGAACUUGAACACGCAGCUAAAAAUCUACAGGAAGUCUCAAAAGAAUAAGAGGCGACACAGCAUGCAAACUAGGUCCCAAUCGAGAGAUUUCCCAUGGAAUUAGCCUUCUUCUCCUUUAAUUUAGUACUUUGAUUUAUCUUUUUUUCUCUUUCUUGUACUUCUUUUUUUUUGUUUCCCUUUUUCGCAUUGUACUCUCAAUUUUUCUCAAUAAAAUCUCCCCUUUCCAAAAAAAAAAAAAAAAAAAACUUCCCUACCAUCUCUAUACAUUUAUAGAGGUUUACUAUGUUCACACACAUGUUCGGGAUCAAGGAAAGGUCUUAACGUUGCAAAACGUCAUAAAAACCCCAUGUUGGGCAGCCUGGGUGCCACGCACGGCGUGCGUAGGAGGCACGCACACGUGCGUGGCUUCGGUCUUCCCCCGUGGCUACUGCCAUCCACGCACGGGGGACACACAGAGGUACGCACGGAGUGACGCAUGCGUGCGUCCGGGUACGCACGGCCGUGCGUGGAGCAAUUUAUCUCCGGAAGCCCAUUGCCCCCCACACACGGAGGAACGUACACGUGCGUCCUGCUGUGCGUGGAAUUGUUUUUUCUUCAAAAGCUCACUGUCCCCCAAGCACGGAGGAACGCACGCGUGCGUCCGGCCAUGCGUGGAAAUUGUUUUUGCCCAACCCAGCGAAACCUCCCGGUUCGUCCCCGGGGUGGCCCGUACUCAACCCCCACAGCUUCCACUACCCAUAUAAGCCUAAAAACAUUCAAAAUUUGAUGUAUUACCAGCGACAGAAUCCGGGUUAGCUUGAGCGUCCGCCUCUGUCAUCGCAUAAACUCUAGCUUGAGUUCUCCCUUGGUUCACGUAGGGUGCGUUGAUUGCACUUGCCCCGCCGUGCCCCACGCUUGCAUUUGGUGCCCCACCCCGGCUUCUACUCACCGUGGUUGCACUACUUGGCCCUGGUGACCGGUUCCCACCAAGUUGAGUACAGUUCGGACUUAUGUGCUCCGUAUCUCUGCAUUGGUAGCACCGUGGGGGAUCACAACAUUUGACCCCGAAUUUUGCCCACCCAUGCUGGGAUUCCCCCUCGAUGGUGGUGCGGGUGUCCUGAAGGAUCCUCUUCCCCCAUGGUUUCCCUUUUUGUUAGAACCUUGGGGGCCGUGGUUUUCUCACUUUCUCUUCUUCGCCUCCUCGACUUUUUUCAGCUUCCUUUCCUCCCAUUCUUUUUCUCCCUUCAAGCCUUGCUCAACUACUUGACUGAACGUCCUGUUGGGAAAUUGUGUUGCCCUCUCACGCACGUCCAAGUCCAAGGCAUUCCAGAAAUGGUUCACCAUCCGAUUCUCAUCGCAAAUGUACUCCGGAAUGAAUUCAGCAAGUUUUCUGAACUUGUGCUCUAGUUCUUUCACAGUGCAUUGACCUCCUUGGGUCAAGUUCGUGUACUCCCUCCUCUUCAUGUUUACUUCGAAGUCGGAGUAGUAUUUGUUGGUCCCGGUUAUACUGGACACAGUCUAGAGGGGGGGUGAAUAGACUGUGUUGGUUUUUAGCUUUUUAGACUAAGUACCAGAUUUACAGAAUAGCCUGUUCUAUUGAAAGAACAGACUGGCAGCGGAUGGGGUUCUGGUAGGGAGUUCUGUUAGCCUCAGAGAAGCAAUAGGCAGUAGGCCUUCUGUUAACUCGUAGAACAAGUUCUGCUGAACACAGAUACCAAGUCCAAGGAGUUAUACAGUUCUAACUAAGUGCAAGUAUUAAAAGCAGUAAGUAAACGACACCAGGGAUUUUUAUAGUGGUUCAAGGAACAACUCGUUCCUCUAAUCCACUGUUCCACUAAGCUGUAAAAACUGCCGUUUACAAAGCCUUAGUCCUAGUACUUAAGAAGCACUCCACGUCUUCUUCAAGCCUAGAUGUGUCCUGGGAUGCACUGCCUGGCUUCCUUUAACACUGGUCCUUUCACUGAGUUUCCUUGAAGUAUCACCACUUCACUACUCCAGUUAUUUGGACGUCCUUCUUGUAGUAAGAAGAGUUUCUGUUGAAACUGGGGUUCCUCCAACUAGCUUCGUUACAAAAGAUUUGUAUGUGAUGAGCUUGAAGAGUUGAAGAACACUUGGAACUUUGCUUGUGUUGGAAAGAGUAUUUUUUCCAACUUCUGCCUUCUCUUGUAGAGGAUAAUGAGUUUGAAUCUCAAGGAGGCUUUUUGCUUUUCAGAGUUUGAAUAUCUUGCUUGUGGUUAGCAAAAGUUGCAAUGUAAUCUUGGCAAAGUUAUAGCAAAAGUUAUCCGGUUGUUCUUCGUAGUGUAUCUUUUUAUACUGAGGUUGUCUUCCCGUUGGAGGAGUAGGAGGACAACUGCAUUUAAUGCGCGAUCAGUUGACUUGACUAGUAGAGCCCGAUAAAGUUGGCGGGUUACUAUUUUGGGAUAAAGUAUUCCUGACAUUGCGGCCAAUCAUCUGCAAUUACUCUACGUAGCAUGGGGUGCAUUAAAUGAGCAUUUAAUGCAUGCACUGUAGCUUUUCCGUUUCAUACUCCUAGCCGUUGAAGGAAUCUUUUAGUUGACUUCCCGGUUCUUUGAAAAUCUUCUAAGUGUCAGACCUUCUGGUGUCUUUGUGUGAGAGUAGAACAGAGGAGGCCUGGAGCACUUCUGUUGGGAGUCUCCAACAGAGACCCGGAAGGGUUUUUGUCAGAGUCAAGACUAACAGAGAUCCUGAGGACUUCUGUUCUGGAGCAGAGAACCAAGGGUCCUCUGUUCCAAUAAUGUCUUAAGAGGCACUUCUGCUCUUGAAGUCCUUCUGCUCUUGAAGGUCUUCUGCUCUUGAAGGUCUUCUGUCAAGUCGAAUACAUCUAAGAACUUUACAAAGGAAAAUUCUAAUACAUAAUUUCUAAAGGGGUACUCUAAGAUCCUAAUUAAUCUAGCAUCAUCAAAAUCUAAUUACAAUUAUUCCUUACAAUUUCCCCCUUUUUGAUGAUGCCAAAACCCUUUAACUAUUUCCUGAGAAGUGCCUUCACCAUGAAAAAUAUUAAGUUUAAAACUUCCAUUAAAAUCUUGGUGGGCAACUUGACAUAGGAAAAUAGUAAGAGUACGAUACAUUCAGAUAGCAGAAAAUAACAGAAAUAAACAAACACAAGCAGAAGGCAAAAAAGACAAGAAUUUGAGGAAAAGCACUUCAAAGUAAGAAGGCAGAGAUGUGAUUUUAUUAGAUAGGUUUUACAGAGUUUAAACCUUACACAUUCUCCAGAUUAGCUGCCUGUAUAGCUUCUUCCUCUAGUCUUUGAAGCCUGAGCAGUUCUUCGUUUAUUUCAGCUCUGAUUUUGAACAGAUUGCCAGACCUUUGAUAAGAUGCCCAUAUUGGAGAAAGCUUACAGUCCAAAUAGUUGAGGACACCUUCAUGUAUGGUCUUUCCUGGGACAAUGUUCUUCUUGUACCAUUCUUCUGCUUCUUCAAGUGAUCCUCCAUACCUAACUCUGACAACGCCAUCUUUGUCCAGAUAGAGGUGCUGUUGUUGGGUAGGAGUCAUUUUAGCCUUCAUCUUUUCAAAUUGAGAUCUGUCAAUGUUCUGAGAGCCACCCAAUCUCCACUCAGUGAAGUUGAAAACUUUCUUCUUCUUGGUGCUCUUCUUUAUUGGAGAUGGGGGUCUAGGUAUGCCUGCUGCUCUCUUCUUUUGUAGGGCAGCUUCAAAAUAGGGAGCCGGAUCUACUGCAGGCUCACCAGAGGAGGGUGCUCUGGUAGAAGUUCUGUGAGACCUAGGCCUGGUCUGUUGAGGGUCCUCUUCCCCCUUUUUGGCAUCAUUCAGAUCUUCAAUCAUGAGACUGAUCUUCUGGAAUUCUGAGGCCUGGGUUGAGGCUAUCUGCUCCAGGGCCUCUGGUAGUGUCUGGGUGACAGAGGUAAGGCCUUCAAUCAGACCCUGCUGCUUCUGUAUUGCAGAGAAGAUGUCCUUGUUAUUGGCUUCAAGGAGCACCAUCUUCUUAUGAUGCUCUUGGACAGAUGAAAGAGAUUGGACAGCCUGUUCAUGUUCCAGUUGAGUCAGAGGAGGGGUCUUCUGUCUCUUGGAUGUGGCUUGAUAAGACUUGCUGACCAUGAAUCCAUGUCAGAUGAGUCUUCAUAAGAGGAGUAUAUGGGUAUAGUGUUCCUGAUGACCUUUUUCUUCUUUCUGAAGGAGGGAUUGGGGGCAGUAGAAUGCCUAGAAUUCCCUUGAGGUGCAGAGAUGGGGGAGACAGUUG